This is a messenger RNA of Mesorhabditis spiculigera, 2148 nucleotides long. The record is from the annotation of a GenBank genome assembly. NCBI's taxonomy places the organism in Eukaryota, Metazoa, Nematoda, Chromadorea, Rhabditida, Rhabditidae.
AUGUUGACGCCAGACUCGGCCAAGGAAGGCGCCAAGGCGCCGGCCGAAGCGGAGAGCCCGAAGAAGAAGGAGGCCGAACCCAAGACCGCCAAGAAGGAUGAGAAGGCCAAGCAGGAAGCCGAAGCCAAGGCCAAGCAAGAAGCCGAAGCCAAGGCAAAGGCUGAUGCUGAAGAGGCCAAGAAGAAGGAGGCCGACUCCAAGACCGCCAAGAAGGAGGAGAAGGCCAAGCAAGAAGCCGAAGCCAAGGCUAAGCAAGAAGCCGAAGCCAAGGCAAAGGCUGAUGCUGAAGAGGCCAAGAAGAAGGAGGCCGACUCCAAGACCGCCAAGAAGGAGGAGAAGGCCAAGCAAGAAGCCGAAGCCAAGGCCAAGCAAGAAGCCGAAGCCAAGGCAAAGGCUGAUGCUGAAGAGGCCAAGAAGAAGGAGGCCAAGCAAGGAGGACGCAAGGCCAAGCAAGAAGCCGAAGCCAAGGCUAAGCAAGAAGCCGAAGCCAAGGCAAAGGCUGAUGCUGAAGAGGCCAAGAAGAAGGAGGCCGACUCCAAGACCGCCAAGAAGGAGGAGAAGGCCAAGCAAGAAGCCGAAGCCAAGGCCAAGCAAGAAGCCGAAGCCAAGGCAAAGGCUGAUGCUGAAGAGGCCAAGAAGAAGGAGGCCGACUCCAAGACCGCCAAGAAGGAGGAGAAGGCCAAGCAAGAAGCCGAAGCCAAGGCCAAGCAAGAAGCCGAAGCCAAGGCAAAGGCUGAUGCUGAAGAGGCCAAGAAGAAGGAGGUCGACUCGAAGACCUCCAAGAAGGAGGAGAAGGCCAAGCAAGAAGCCGAAGCCAAGGCCAAGCAAGAAGCCGAAGCCAAGGCAAAGGCUGAUGCUGAAGAGGCCAAGAAGAAGGAGGCCGACUCCAAGACCGCCAAGAAGGAGGAGAAGGCCAAGCAAGAAGCCGAAGCCAAGGCCAAGCAAGAAGCCGAAGCCAAGGCAAAGGCUGAUGCUGAAGAGGCCAAGAAGAAGGAGGCCGACUCCAAGACCUCCAAGAAGGAGGAGAAGGCCAAGCAAGAAGCCGAAGCCAAGGCCAAGCAAGAAGCCGAAGCCAAGGCCAAGCCAGAAGCCGAAGCCAAGGCAAAGGCUGAUGCUGAAGAGGCCAAGAAGAAGGAGGCCGACUCCAAGACCGCCAAGAAGGAGGAGAAGGCCAAGCAAGAAGCCGAAGCCAAGGCCAAGCAAGAAGCCGAAGCCAAGGCCAAGCAAGAAGCCGAAGCCAAGGCAAAGGCUGAUGCUGAAGAGGCCAAGAAGAAGGAGGCAAAGGCUGAUGCUGAAGAGGCCAAGAAGAAGGAUGUCGACUCCAAGACCUCCAAGAAGGAGGAGAAGGCCCAGAAGGAGGCCGAGGAUAAGGCCAAGAAGGCCGCCCAAGAGCUCAAAGGAGCUCAAAGUGGCGAGCAGGAGGGCGAGAGCAUCGAGGACCGCCAAGAGGAGGAGAAGGCCAAGCAAGAAGCCGAAGCCAAGGCCAAGCAAGAAGCCGAAGCCAAGGCAAAGGCUGAUGCUGAAGAGGCCAAGAAGAAGGAGGCCGACUCCAAGACCGCCAAGAAGGAGGAGAAGGCCAAGCAAGAAGCCGAAGCCAAGGCCAAGCAAGAAGCCGAAGCCAAGGCCAAGCAAGAAGCCGAAGCCAAGGCAAAGGCUGAUGCUGAAGAGGCCAAGAAGAAGGAGGUCGACUCCAAGACCGCCAAGAAGGAGGAGAAGGCCAAGCAAGAAGCCGAAGCCAAGGCCAAGCAAGAAGCCGAAGCCAAGGCAAAGGCUGAUGCUGAAGAGGCCAAGAAGAAGGAGGUCGACUCCAAGACCGCCAAGAAGGAGGAGAAGGCCAAGCAAGAAGCCGAAGCCAAGGCCAAGCAAGAAGCCGAAGCCAAGGCCAAGCAAGAAGCCGAAGCCAAGGCAAAGGCUGAUGCUGAAGAGGCCAAGAAGAAGGAGGCCGACUCCAAGACCGCCAAGAAGGAGGAGAAGGCCAAGCAAGAAGCCGAAGCCAAGGCCAAGCAAGAAGCCGAAGCCAAGGCAAAGGCUGAUGCUGAAGAGGCCAAGAAGAAGGGAGGCCGACUCCAAGACCGCCAAGAAGGAGGAGAAGGCCAAGCAAGAAGCCGAAGCCAAGGCCAAGCAAGAAGCCGAAGCCAAGGCAAAGGC